UUUAAUAGGCAUCAAUUAGAUAACGCAGCUAUCACGACAAAUUCAUUCAGAAGAUAACACAACUGCCAUGUACCAAUCACGCUGAUAAAACUGUCUCACAAACCUAGCAACAAAAUUUGAAGCAGUACUUUCAUCAUUUGAAGCUCACAGAAGUACACGUGUUGGACAGAAUGUAGUCCAACUGCCAGACAACUUUUGACAAUUUAUACAAAACUUGUGACCUGCAUCUCGACAUUAGCUAGUUACUCUCUUUCAAGAUUUCAACGUGUUCUAGAAGAAAACUAUGUGAUCGGUUUAUAUGGAGGAGACGUUCCUGAGAAUGGUCAUAGUUCUGCACCCUUGCUGCUUGGAUGGAGGUUUUGGGAUCUACGAGGGAUAGGAUGACUCUAAAUUAAAGAAUUCCAUGCAAACCAUCCGUUUUAUGAUAUUCAUAAGAAGCAAGAAAAAAUUGCAUACAACAUAAAAAAUAAAUAGAAAAAUAGGAGAAGAAGUCCAACGAGAUAACUUAUUGAUGUGAACUGUUAAUUUGAAUUUGAAAAGUGAUUAAAGAAGAAUCCAUCCAGGAUGAUUCAGAAAGGAUUAUUUAAUAAUCGUGUCCUGAGACAGUAUACUGCGGGAUUCAUAUGUUCCCUAUCGGUGAUGGCAAUCGGCUGCAGUAUAGGUUGGACCUCACCUGCCAUCCCUAAGCUGCGCAGUGGUUCGACGCGCAUCCAGCUGAGUGACGUGGAAAUCACGUGGGUGGUGGCUGUCACAUACAUUGCCAACAUUAUCAGUCCGGUCCCAUCCGGGUGGCUCAUGGACAGGAUUGGUCGGAAACAUACCCUAAUCGCUUCAAAUGUGCUUACUAUAGGUUCUUGGUUUGUGCUGCUCUACGCCACAUGCCCUCUGCACCUCUACAUAGGCCGCUUCAUGGUGGGCCUCAUGUUCGGAGUUGGCUACACAGUGGUUCCAGUGUAUUUGGCCGAGAUCUCCGAGGCUCGAGUGCGAGGCUCAGUGAGCAGCCUCAUGUCUGUAAUGAUCUACGUUGGCACCAACCUCGAGUAUUGUGUGGGGCCGUAUGUGUCCUACGACACUCUCUGUAUGGUAUCAGUCACUGUUCCCAUACUAUUUGCCUGUACCUUCGCUUGGAUACCGGAGUCGCCUUACUAUUUCGUCAUUAAAGGUAACACAGAUGCAGCCAAAAAAAGCCUGAGCUGGUUGAGAUGUGAUAUGGGUCAACGGGAUAUGGAUGCUGAAUUCGAGAAGAUCAAAUCAACCACCGAGCUACAGAUGAAAGAUGGAGGAGGCAAAUUUAAAGACCUGAUCGCAACCAAAGGCAACCGUAGAGCUCUACUGAUAGCGGAGAUUCUGGCAAUCAUCCAGAGGUUUUCGGGAAUCGGUCCAUUGAUUGCCUACUCUUCAAUCACAAUUCCCGAGAAAUCGAUUCCCGGCAUCACGAGGAACGAGCAAAUGAUUGUCCUCGGAAUGACUUGGUUGUUCACUUCAAUUUUCGCCUCGUUUCUCAGCGAUAAACUGGGAAGAAAGGUCCUCCUAGCAAUCUCCUGUACAGGCUGUGGUAUAGCCUGUCUAUCAGCCAGCACCUGGUUCUACCUGCGAGAAAAAACCUCAACCGACGUCACAGAAGUCUCCUGGAUCCCUUUUGUGGCCUUCAUCUUCCACGCUCUCUUUUACUCCCUAGGGCUGGGCCCUAUUGCCCUCUCUAUCAAGGGAGAAAUGUUCCCUGCCAACGUUAAGGCCAAAGCUUCAGCUGUCACCACCAUGGUACUAGCUGUCAACUCAUUUUGGCUCAACAAAACAUAUCUCAUAAUUGCUGAUACGUUCGGAUUCUAUGUGAACUUUCUUAUCUAUGGUGUGACAAUGUUGUUGGCCUUGAUUUUCAUCUGGUUUUUCGUGGUGGAAACUAGGCGGAAAACUCUGCAAGAGAUACAGGAGAGGUUGGAGGGUGGGGGGAAGAGGAAGAAGGUAGAAGAGGAGAGGGUGAUUGAGAAGGUGGGGGAAAGUAGUGUUGUAAAUGAGAGGAGAUGAAAGAGAUUAAAGAUAAAGAUUUGAAGUUUUAUACGUACAAAAAAGAUAUACAUGUUUGAAGCUCAUUGAUUGAUUGAUUUAUCAAGAUUUAUCAGAAGAUACUGGAGAGAUUGGAUGAUGGGCGAAGAGGAAAAAGGUAAAAGAGGAGGAUGGAGAAGUUGAGGAAAGGUAUUGUUGGAAUGGGAGCAAAUGAAAAAGCUUAGAAAUAAAGAUUUGGAGUUUUAUACGUACUAGAAAGAGAAUGAUAUAGGAUACGUUUGUGGCUAGGGAGAGAAAGAAAUGAGUGGUUGAGGGGAAGAGUAGAUAUUGGAGGAGGAGAGGGGAAGAAUGAGGAGGUGAGGAAGGAUGAGGAGGAGAGGGAAAGGGUGAAGAAGAGACGGGAAUUAGGAGAAGGAGUUGAAGGUGAAAUUGGACGAAGAAAAAAAACAAGUAAAUAGGGAGAAAAGGAUAGGGUAAGAGGAAAUUAUAAGAGAGGGCCUAUAACGCAAUAAUCAAGAUUUGAAAAUUGUACUUUCCAGGUUGAUGUUCACAUGAGCCAUAGGCUUGUGCGUGAGUAAUAAGAAGAAUAUCAUGACAUGAAUGGACCCACUGUAUUUCUCUCUCAAUCCAAUCAGGAUACGAAAUUGAAAAAAUUGACAGUUUUAAACAUAAAUUAAGACUGAUUUUUUCAAGUUCAGGCAAACUUUAAUUGCUCCCCUGCAAAUUUGAGCAACUUUAUUGCGAGCUCGUGCAACUUUCUUGCAAGUUUGAGCAACUUUUUUGCUCGAACAAAAGAGAUUGAAGCAGCUUAAGCUGAUAUGUAAAUGAAAUGAAAGGAUUAUAAAGGAUAGAAUUUUUAGUUUAUUUAUUUCUGGACUGAAAAGUGGACUCAAAUCAAUUCAAGUGGAUAGCAUAACCUAUAAUUCUUUAUUCAUUCAUAACUCUACCUUCAUUGUAUUAUCAUUCAUCCCAUCAUCAUCAUCUAGGCUUAAAAUACUUCUAGAAAGUCGCCUUUGUAAAAAAAAAUUAAAAAAUAAGAUAGUCGGGACUCAUAAUAUGAGGACUGUUUUUGCGAAUUCAUUUGGGAUUCCUCCAAGUUGUUGGGAAUCAUAUGAGAAGUUAUUUCUGCUCAUGUGAAAGCUUUCUAUUUAAAAUCAGACGGUUUUCUGUUCUAGUUGUUGUUUUUAGUGAACUGUUAUUUAUGUGAUGGCAUCACAUCCAAGUUUUGUUCAUGAUAGCCUACCUGCUCAAAAUUUCACACUUUAUGUAAAUCAGUCCAUAAAAUCCAAAGAAAACUCAAUAAACUAGUAGUUCUGUGAACAGUAAACCUCACGCAGUAUCCUCAUCCACAAGUACCUGAUUGAAACUAUAGACCUUAUGGAAAUACAGCAAUAGACUGGCUUCUCCACACAUCUGUGUAAUCACUUGUCUGCUGAUUUAUGAUGAAUAAUUCUAUAGUCUGAUUUUUACUCCAAUAUUGGCGUGCGAAGGAGGCUCCUUUUUCCUUUUAUAUUAUCCUUGAAAUGAAAAAUUUCCAAAAAAAAACCUUGUAUAUACGUCGACGCGCAAUUAAAAAAGGAACAUACUUGUCAAAUUUCAUGAAAAUCUAUUACCGCGUUUCGCCGUAAAUGCGCAACAUAAAAACAUAGAAACAUUUAAACAUUAAGAGAAAUGCCACACCGUCGACUUGAAUCUUAGACCUCACUUCGCUCGGUCAACUAAUAACUUCAGUGGCAAGGAUAUAGAAAGGGGAGCUCUUUAUUGUUUUCGUCACUCUGCUCAGAUGCACUCAUUUUCACAUUCGUUCAAAAUCUAACUGAAAUAAACUUCAAUAUAUAACAACCAAACUUCGUUAAAUCUAUAUUAAUAUGAAGAUUUUGAAGUUGAGUAGUAGCCUAAUGAAGAUUUUUUAUUUUCAUGAAUUGGACUUACUUAUUUGGAAAGUACGGUCUCACAAAAUGUCAAAUCGUAUCUUUUGAUAUUAAAAUUAUUCUAAGAUGGGUUCCAAACUACGAUAACGGAAAAACUGUUCUUAAUCUAUUAUUGAAUGAAAAAGACUAAGAAAUUGUCAAAAACCACAGAGUUAUUGAUACUUAGAAAGACCGGUUUCGGUUAUUACACCAUUGUCAAUCUCUGAUAAACCAGGGCGUCAAAUCCUGAUAAACCAGAGAUUGACAAUGGUGUAAUCACCGAAACUGGUCUUUCUAAGUAUCAAUAACUCUGUGGUUCUUGACAAUUUCUUAGUCUUUUUCAUUCAAUAUGAAUAAUUACCACAAUAUCAACUGCACAAUUACACAAAAAAAGACUUAAUCUAUUAUCAUCAACUUUGAAUGGGAUAGAAUUAUCGAGGAGUGCGAACUCACUAUAAUGGGCGUCAAAUCCGCAAUAUUACAAU
Molecule: messenger RNA, 4399 nt
Organism: Nilaparvata lugens (brown planthopper)
Lineage: Eukaryota; Metazoa; Arthropoda; Insecta; Hemiptera; Delphacidae
Product: facilitated trehalose transporter Tret1
Exons: 7
Coding region: 565-2025 (486 amino acids)
Biological process (GO): transmembrane transport
Cellular component (GO): membrane
Molecular function (GO): transmembrane transporter activity
Source: RefSeq, a predicted model, not a curated record